Messenger RNA from Camellia sinensis, 774 nucleotides. RefSeq lists its product as uncharacterized. The record is from RefSeq and is a predicted model, not a curated record. Lineage: Eukaryota; Viridiplantae; Streptophyta; Magnoliopsida; Ericales; Theaceae.
GUUUUUUGGGAAUUGAUGGCUCACCCAUCAGACCAUAGGCUUAAUCCCGGGGUUCUGAGAAGUGUUUUGGUUUUGGUGGGUCUGUUUUUGGUUGCCUACAUUGUGGGACGACCAAUUUUGAGAGAAAAUUCAUAUGCUCAAGCUUCAUGUUCUACAUGUGAUUGCGAUUGUGAUUCAGACAACUUCUCCAUACCCUUAGGAUUUUUAAACAUCUCAUAUUCAGACUGUGGUAAAAAUGAUCCUGACAUGAAUGAGGAGAUGGAGAAGGACACCAUAACUUCACUAUCAGAGGAGCUUAGUCUACAGAAAAAUGUCACUGAUGAUAACUUGGAACGCACUGAGGCACUGAUAAUGAGUACGAAGAGAGCUUCUUCCCAUUAUCAGAAAGAAGCAGAAAAGUGCAAUGCAGGAAUGGAAACUUGUGAAGAAGCAAGAGAGAAGGCUGAAGCAGCACUCAUAGACGAGCGUAAACUCUCAGCAUUGUGGGAGAAUAGAGCCCGUGAACACGGGUGGAUGGACCAAAGAAGAUUGUAUUCAUGAAUGUAGCUUCUUUUAUCGUUAUUUCCUGUUAAUUUAGGCUUUUGACUCAUUAUGCUUGUGCGUUCAGUGUGAAUAUCACCAUGCUACAUAGAAAUUUUUUUUUUAUUCGUCUUUUAUCCGUCAGAAAAUGUGAUUACUUCAAUGCUGCAUAUGGUGUAUAGGAUAUAAGAACUAGCUACAGGCUUUUCCCACGUAUUCCUUAUUUAUUUAUUAUUAUUAUUUUGGGGGUCCUAA